AUGCCGCCAAACAGCGAUGUGAUCGAAUUAGGACCUAGUCCCGACACUACGGACGUGCUCUGCGAAACGGAUGCGGGGCCAAAAGGUACCGCCAGUGAUUUAAGCACUCUGAAGUCGACAGACGGGCGGAAGUUGGAGCUCGUGUGGAUCAACAUAAUUCUGUUUAUCUAUGUGCAUACGGCCUCUCUGUACGGGAUCUGGCUUAUGCUCACAACCACGAAGUGGCAAACGGACGUGUUUGCCGUGAUUCUUUUUAGUUUAGCUUCCCUGGGGAUUACGGCCGGUGCCCAUCGGCUGUGGGCGCAUCGCACUUAUAAGGCAAACGUGGCGGUGCGUCUGAUCUUACUGUUCUUCAACACCUUGGCCUUCCAGGACGCCGUGUAUUACUGGGCUCGCGACCAUCGGCUACACCACAAAUGCACGGAUACGGAUGCCGAUCCGUACAACUCGAAGCGAGGCUGGUGGUUCGCACACAUCGGUUGGCUGUGCUGCAAGAAACACCCCGACGUGACGGCGAAGGGCAAGUUGAUCGAUCUGUCCGAUCUGCAGCGGGACCCUCUAGUGAUGUUCCAGAAGAAGUACUACCUGAUCCUGAUGCCCAUCUUCUGCUUCAUCCUCCCCACGCUGGUGCCCGUAUACUUCUGGGGCGAGUCCCUCAGCGUUGCUUGGCAUGUGCCGGCGCUCACGCGCUGGUGUCUGAUGCUUAACGUCGUCUGGCUGCUCAAUAGCUCUGGCCACAUGCACGGCAAACGCCCCUACGACCGGUCCAUCAGCCCCACCAGUCUGGUCUUCCUUAUCUGGCUGCGCUACGGCGAGGGGUACCACAACUACCACCACGUCUUCCCGUGGGACUACAAAGGCGCCGAGAUGGGACGCUAUUCGCAAGACCUGCCCACCAUUUUAAUCAGGAUUUUUGCCCGUCUGGGUUGGGCGUACGAUCUAAAGAGCGUCUCCAUGGACAUGGUGCGGAAGCGCGUCCUGCGAACUGGCGAUGGCACCCAUCCUGUCUGGGGCUGGGGCGACAAGGAACAUCCACAGGAAGAUAUUGAUAGCACGACCAUUACCUAUAAGAAGAAAGUGAAGUAA
Molecule: messenger RNA, 1086 nt
Organism: Drosophila persimilis
Lineage: Eukaryota; Metazoa; Arthropoda; Insecta; Diptera; Drosophilidae
Product: acyl-CoA Delta(11) desaturase
Exons: 1
Coding region: 1-1086 (361 amino acids)
Biological process (GO): unsaturated fatty acid biosynthetic process
Cellular component (GO): endoplasmic reticulum membrane
Molecular function (GO): stearoyl-CoA 9-desaturase activity; iron ion binding
Source: RefSeq, a predicted model, not a curated record